This is a messenger RNA of Populus euphratica (Euphrates poplar), 1104 nucleotides long. Its product is annotated as DELLA protein GAIP-B-like. The transcript is spliced from 2 exons. Lineage: Eukaryota; Viridiplantae; Streptophyta; Magnoliopsida; Malpighiales; Salicaceae. The coding region runs from base 1 to 1104 and encodes 367 amino acids. The record is from RefSeq and is a predicted model, not a curated record.
AUGGCUGCUCCUGGUUUCAACAAAUUGUUGGAUUGUGCCAAGGCAAUUGAAGUUGGGGACCUGCAUCUUGCUGAUUCACUCAUCAAGGAUAUCCUGACAGACAAUGAUGACAAACUUGUCAAAUACUUUGCUGAAGCUCUAGUUCGACGAGUCUAUAAACUGUAUCCUCGAAAUCCCAGACCUUUAGUGCCUUCCUGCACUGAUUUGAGAUGCAACAUGGAUUACCAGUUUUUUCCUUUCUUCUGGUUUUCAGAAUUGACAACCCGUAACUCCAUCGUGGAUGCCUUAACCGGAAAGAAAAGAUUCCAAGUUAUUGACUUUUCAUUGAUGGCUAACGGCCGGCGGUGGUGCCUUUUGCUUGAUGAUUACCUAAAGCAGUCAAGUGAUGCUAUAUCGUUCCAUUUAACAAGUAUCGGACCAAUUCUGUCCAAAAAAGGUGACUAUCUCAAUGAGAUACUUGAGAAACUCCCCAAAGAAGCUAAAAAGCUUCCUAUUGAGUUUGAGGUUAAGCAUAUGGUGGCUAGUAGCCCAGCUGAAAUGGUUGAAGCUGCUCUCAAACUCGAAAGAUCAAGUGAGGAUGAGACGAUUGUUGUCAGAUGGGAGUUUGAACUCCACAAAUUGCUUGCACAGCCAGGGAAGAAAUGCAGAAGUUGGAGAACUACAAAUCUGCGUAAGAUCAUGAUAGUUGUUGAACAAGAAGCCAGCCUUAAUGGUCAGGAUUUCUUGGAAUGUUUCACCAAGUCAUUUCGCUAUCACUCUAUUAUUUUUGACUCGCUUGGCAAGGACAAUUUCGAACACGGUAACCACAGCAAGGUGUUGUGGGAGAUGUACUUUAGGCGGCAGAUUAGUAACUUGGUGGCACUAGAAGGCAUUGACCAGAUUGUACGGCAUGAGACAUUUGCUGAGUGGCGAGACAGAUUAUGUCGUUCUGGGUUUCGUCAUUUUCGCUUACAGAACCAGUUUAAGGGAACUUUCUUUGGUCACUUGCCUGAAUACCACAUAGAAGAAAAGAAUCGCCAUCCUGUGCUAUACAGGCAUGACGACCCAUUGCUCUUCACCUCAGCUUGGAAAUCUUAUCCAACUCAGCUUAAUAGCGGUGAAUAA